AUGCGCCCCUCCCUGAUCCUCCGCGCUGCGCACCAGCGCACCCCCCUCAUAAAAUUCAUUGGAAAACGCUCACCACCCAAAUCAGUAGACCACACUCCUCACGCCCACCCGGCCUCGCCCACGCACAGCCUCCCCGAGAGCUUCGCGACCUACCGCUCCAAAGCCCAACAGCACGGUCCCCUACGAGGCAGCGGCGGCAACAACGGCGGCGGCGGCGGUGUGCCGUCAUCCUCAUAUACUGCCGCAGCUUCUUCGGGCUCGGCAAUGUCCUACGGUGCCAUCGGAGGCUCGCCAGGAAGAGCACUGGGGUCGGUCAAGCCCAAGCAGGGAGAAUUCUUCGACAGAGACGAGCUGCCAGCCCGAUUCCGCCGGAAGGCCUGGUCGGAAGAGGAGAUCGAGGCGGUGGAUAGUGCGGGAGCCAGCAUGUUUGCUUGA
Messenger RNA from Fonsecaea multimorphosa CBS 102226, 435 nucleotides. RefSeq lists its product as uncharacterized. The coding region runs from base 1 to 435 and encodes 144 amino acids. NCBI's taxonomy places the organism in Eukaryota, Fungi, Ascomycota, Eurotiomycetes, Chaetothyriales, Herpotrichiellaceae. The transcript is spliced from 2 exons. Gene Ontology annotation, biological process: 2-oxoglutarate metabolic process. The record is from RefSeq and is a predicted model, not a curated record.